AUGUCGGGACCGCAUGUGGCAAGAGCAUCGUUCUCAACUUCACAGGAAGGAUCAGCAGAAAUUUCAUUGUCCACAAGUCCUGACAGGAUCCCAAGUGAUCCUACGAGUCACGCUGCCGGAGACGAUGACAUAUGUAUCGAAGCAGACUGCGAGCCAUGUCACAUCAGUAACGUAUCAAGUUCCUGCGAGGAUGAAUACACAGCAGAUUUGUUACAUGAGAACGGAGGCGUUAUGACAAGUCCAUACAUAGUAUUUGAAGACGACUUGGGUAGGCCACGAAAUGAUGAGUGCACGGGACAACAGGAAAAAGAAGGCGCGGAAGAAGCAAUGUCUGAUCUCGAAUCUCAGCCUGAAAAUGCUUGGGAGCCUGAUUCCACUUCUCAGUCGGACGUCUCAGAUAUGCGAAGCGAGGUGGAGAUUGACGACGAAGACGAACCCAUCAGCGUUUCAGUGGAAUCAGAUGCCCACUCAGCCAAGUGUUUUUUGGAAAGAAACUGGGGAUGCACUUGCGACUGCGAGGGGGAAGCAGAAGAAAACGGAAUAGCACGUAUCCACGACAACGAGCCACAGGUAUAUGGCCUACUGGAUAUGGUCGACUACUGGCGGGGCCUUGCAGUACCAGACUCAAUCGGUCGUGCCUCGCCUCACGCCGAAGUAGGAGAAAGCGAUGAUGCUCAGCUAGACUGGUUCUCGAUCCUGAGCGGUGGAGACAAUCGUCCAAAGUUAGAUAUCCAGAUGUCGCAGAGAAGCUCCCCUGACGUCCAGCGCACUUGGGAUGUGGACAGUAUCAUUUCCUGGGCUACCUGCUUGUCUGUCAAUCGCGGGUUAUACAUAUCGUAUCAUUCACCGCCUACCAGGAAUUUGGUAAGCAAUAUGCAUAUUUUCCAUCAGGGAACGCCCUUGCAUAUUAUCCCCCACCUCCGACUGGGUAGCGGACGGCAGUCGCCUCAGUUCGGAGUUUAUGUCUUCUUUCCUAGGAUUUCUCACGUCUGUCGAACGACCACGUAUUUGACCAAAAAUGAGAGACGGAUGUGGAUCAACGAACUCCUUCUACCCGCUAUCCGCCAUUACUGUCCGCCUGAUGUAGUUCAACACCAUCCUCGUUCUUUUGAUGAUGUGGAGAGUAAGGCAUACAGUCGUCAGCGGGAGGCUUGCAGUGGAAUGGUACAUAGUAAGAUGGACAUGCACCAUUAUCUUCCGCAAGAGUACUUACAACAAAUAUGGUAUGACAUGAGACAACGCUCUGAGCGGUCUGACCUUGCCAUGUUCCGCGGUAUGUUCAUCGUAUUAAGUGCGAAAAACAUCAAACUGGAGGCAAAAUCGCCAACAUUACAGCAAUGUCGUGCUAAGAUCGUUGAUCACCUUCACCACGUUCUGGACUGGUCCAAAGCCGAUCUAUCGAAUACCUGGAUAGAUGUUGGCACCGAAGAUACUGCAACCUCGGAAAAGUGUACAUUUUUACAUAAGAGUAAGUGCUUGGCGUCAUGGAUUCGUUCAAUGAGGUAUAGCGACCAUAAACCGUUGGCAUCAUCAGAACAUUUCAACUGGAGUCUGACUAGCCAAGCGGGAAGCGCUCGGGUCGAGACCCGUCGCUCACAUCCACUGCGCAGUGGGGGCAUCGCUUACGCUCAACGGUACAAUGUGAACAAGGAUCUUUUCUGGACACCGGCGAAGCAGGAUAGAGCGCUAUUCAGCGAGCCAAAUCUAGAGGGGCUAACUUGCCCGCCUUCGCUACUCGAUGCUUGGAUAGUAGCUGCUCGACAAUAUCGUAAUGCCGGGUUAGCGACAUCCGAUAAAUCUGCACCCAAGCUCAAGCGGCUUCGCAAAGUG
This is a messenger RNA of Fusarium oxysporum Fo47, 1830 nucleotides long. RefSeq lists its product as uncharacterized. The record is from RefSeq and is a predicted model, not a curated record. The transcript has a single exon. The annotation marks the transcript as partial. NCBI's taxonomy places the organism in Eukaryota, Fungi, Ascomycota, Sordariomycetes, Hypocreales, Nectriaceae.